GCGCACAUAUGACCUUAUGCAGUAACGAGUGCCGUAAAACCUUUACUAAAACUAAACUAACUGAGCAGUGACCAAAACCAUUUCUCGAACCAACCGAGGUAUCUUACAAACUGGUAAAACCCAAAACACCGGUUCCUUCGGAAACGGGUGCCUGCCCAGCUGCUCUCACGUCUGGCUCGUCCCUCCCGCCGCUCCCCCGCUCUCUCUGUCUCCUACCAGACGAUAUAGAUUAACCCUUUUAGUGCGAGCUUAGGUUUACUUGAGCUGGGCCCGUCAGCUGAGAGAUCCUAUCUCGACCGACACGCGACGCGCAACAGCAGCGGUGGUGGUAGUGGCGGCGGUAACAGACAGACAGGACCGAGUCAAGUCGACAAGAAGACGAGACUGUCGUCGAGUUCUGUGAAUCGCCGAGUCAGAUUUUCAGAAAUCCGAUUUGAACGGCUGCCAGGUAACGACUUUUUCAGAUCAUCUUACAAAACUGAACCGCCGCUUACUUUGCCACUACGCCGAGUUCAGCCUUGGGAGAGUGAGGGUGCGCACCGUAAUUUCUUUCGCUUUCCUUUCUUGGAUUAUCAGCUGUUGGCGACUUUCCUGAGAGGAUUCUGACAAAACAGACGUUUGUUUAUGUGCGAGGAAAGUUUUGGACUUUGACGAUUUCUACUUUUUUUAAACAGGACCAGGCCAUGAGUAUACGACAGUGUUAGUAGGAGACAUCUGCGAGCGGGUACCUCAACCCGCCACUGACCACGUAAAAGAUGGCCUCUUCCAAAAGGAUUAUGGGAGGCGUUACUGCUCUGCAUUUGGCAGCUUUUUUGGCUGGAAUUGCUCUUGUUUUGAGCCAGUCUGAGGACGGGUGGGGGCCCUGGAGUGAUUACUCGGAGUGCUCGAGGACAUGUGGUGGGGGAGUACAGCAGAGUACCCGCCAGUGUCGUGUGGGGCGAGUUGGCAGUCCGGAAUGUCAGGGGCACAGUAUUCAGUAUCAGUCGUGCAAUAUGGAGGAAUGUCCACCCGGUUCCCUCAACUUCCGAGCCUACCAGUGCAGCACGUACAACAGCGUGGAGGUUGCGGUGGAGGGGAAGACGCAGAGGUAUCUGUGGAAGCCUUAUUAUGACCCCAGCUCCCCGUGUUCUCUGAUCUGCAAGAACGAGUACGGCCAGCUCCACACGCUCAGAGACUCGGCCGUUGACGGAACCUGGUGCGACAACGGCGACAGCUUCGGAGUCUGUGUUGCCGGAUUCUGCAAGAACUGACGUCAGCCGGCGGGGACACUCUCAAACUGACGGAGGCUCUGAUUACCUUCGGACAACGGAAACUGGCGGACUUUGCCGGAACCCGGUUCUCCUACUACUACCUGGACGAUGGGAUGAAGUUCACGGGCAGAGGACCGGUCAAUGACACACUGAGACUUCUGGUUCGAUUCAUGGGACUCAGCCCGCUAGUCGAGUACGAAUAUUCGAUACCCAAGUCCCGAGUACAGGAAGCGGAUCCAGAGCAGCGAUACUCCUGGGUGUUCGGAGGAUGGACUUCGUGCUCCAACGAAUGUGGAGUUGGGUACCAGCUGCGAGCCAUCAGCUGUAUGGACCGUGAGCUGGGUCGAUCCGUGAGCCCCAGGCUUUGUCCACGUCAGCAGAUGCCAGACAGGAACCAGACAUGUAACCACGGACCUUGUCCCAACUCACUCUCUGACGGCUACAAGUGGGUCCCUGGUCAUUGGGGCGAGUGUAGCGUGGACUGCGGUGUCGGAGAGCAGACCCAGCUGAUGCACUGUAUCGAGACCGGCGUCACCGGAGAUUCCAUCUAUGCAGAGGACGAUCUGUGUACUCGAUACGUGGGCGCCAAGCCGGAGUACCGAAGAGCUUGUCAGGGGGAGGGGGAGAGCUGUGCUUACUGGGCGACCGGGCCCUGGAAUGAGUGUAGCGUGACGUGCGGCUACGGCCGACAACAGAGACGUGUGUACUGUCAGAGAGAUGCUGCCCGGGCCGGCAGUGUGCCACAGGUCAUGGACGAUGACCACUGUUCAUCUGAGAGCCGGCCAAAAGACACGGAGAUCUGUACGCUAGACCCGUGUCCUGACGGAAGUAAUACGAAUAUAGAUCUGACCCGUGCCAGAUGCCCAGCGACCGUGGCACCUGCUCGGACUACACCAUCAAGUGGUACUUUGACGUCAACGAGAAAGAAUGUCUGAGGUUUUGGUACGGCGGAUGUGAGGGCAACGGGAACCGCUUCGACGAUCGGGACUCGUGUAGGAACCAGUGUCUCAAGAAAUCCAUCAAGCCUGAGGGGUCCAGUCUGACAUGUGAAGGAAGCCAGUACGGCUGCUGUGCCGACGGGAGGUCUUAUGCCAGGGGCCCCAACAAAGAUGGCUGCCCUGAGAAGAAUCUGAUUGGUGGAUGUGCCGGAACCAGACAUGGCUGUUGUGAAGAUGGCGUCACUUCUGCGAGAGGGCCAGAAAAAGAAGGAUGCCCUGAAAAACGUCUGGUCGGUGGUUGUGCGGGCACUAGACACGGCUGUUGUGAAGAUGGAGUCACUUCCGCUAGGGGACCGGAAAAAGAGGGCUGUCCUGAGCGUCGUCUGGUUGGUGGAUGUGCAGGCACCAGACACGGCUGUUGUGAAGAUGGCGUCACUUCUGCGAGAGGACCAGAAAAAGAAGGAUGCCCUGAGCGUCGUCUGGUUGGUGGAUGUGCAGGCACCAGACACGGCUGUUGUGAAGAUGGCGUCACUUCCGCUAGAGGACCGGAAAAAGAGGGCUGUCCUGAGAAACGGCUGGUCGGUGGUUGUGCAGGCACCAGGCACGGCUGUUGUGAAGAUGGAGUCACUUCCGCCAGAGGACCGGAAAAAGAAGGAUGCCCUGAGAAACGUCUGAUCGGUGGAUGUGCAGGUACCCGUUUCGGCUGCUGUAAUGACGGCGUGUCCGCAGCCAGGGGAGAGAACAACCUGGGCUGUGCAGAGAACCCGUACGGAGGGUGCAGUGUCUCCGAGCAUGGCUGUUGUGAGGACGGGGUCACUAUGGCUAAAGGACAACGGUGUAACAAGCAGUGUUUGAACGGCGGCAGCCUGGACCAAGACAGCUGUACCUGCCAGUGCACCAUGUCCUACACCGGCGAAAUGUGUCAGAACGGACGAGUGUAGAGGAGACAUGAAGUGCGUCCGUGAGCGAGAGUGCUCCUCUGGAUACUGCAACAUCUACGCCAAGUGUACAGCACCGUCCGUGUCGUACCAGUGUGACCGGCCUAGGUGUCCCAGGAAUCAGGACUGUGUCAACGACGACUCCUUCGAGGAUGGAUACUUCUGUGUGGACAAGAAGAAAUGCGUGGCCCCGAAGAGACGUGAGCUGUGUACCAAGUACGAGGUGAAGUGGCGCUUCGAUGACGUCAAACAGGAGUGUGAGCGACACUGGUGGGGAGGCUGCAGGGACAACGGGAACGUGUUCGAUUCCCAGGAGGAAUGUGAGGUCACGUGCCUGAAGAAUGUCGUCAUCACUGACCCAGGAACCGGGGACCCAGAUUUUGUCAGCAUUUGCGAUAUGCCCCAAGAUACGGGUCCCUGUAGGGCCUACCUCCAGAGGUACUUUUAUGACCCUCGCGAGCGAGCGUGCAACCCCUUCACGUUCGGCGGGUGUGGUGGAAAUGAGAACAAUUUCAUGAGCCUGGAAGAGUGUCAGAAGGAGUGUAUGGGUGUGAUUACCCCAGUGGUGACCACCACACAGGCUCCCGUGCCAGAGACUUUGCCGCCUCCCGUGGGCGGAAUUACACUGACAAUAUCUGGAGAAAACUACGUGAACGAAGGCACAGAGCUGAAGGUGGCCUGUCAAUCAAAUGAUGGAAGUGAGGAGGCCCUUACUUUCUACCUGGAUGGAAAUCUCGUGAGGCCUGGCCGGGCGCAGAUCUUGCAGUACAAAUCUGUGGUGGAUGACCGGGUGGUUGUGGUGAAUGAGCUGGUGAUUCAGCGAGCUUCGCCAAGGGACGCAGGAACCUACGUGUGUCGUUCACAGUCCGGGGAGUUGGAGAGUUUGAAUGUCAUCGUCAUCACCAGAUCAGUGCCUACAACAACCACUACCACUGAAGCUCCCUAUGUACCCGUGGAAAGUUCCAUCGCCAUGAACGGCAGCUCCGUCGUGUCCCGAGGCUCAGAGAUCAGAGUGGUCUGCAGAGCCCAGGGAUCUCGCCGCCCAUCCACAAUCGACUGGUUCAUCAACGGCCGAGUGGUUGACGACAGAAACUCGGUAGACUCCUACGCCGACCCAAGAGCCCUGAACGCUCUCAUCAGCGAACUGACCAUCAGAAACGCCCAAGAGGACCACGAGGGAACCUACUACUGUAGGAGCCGCCCCUACGGAGACUUGGACAAGAUGGUCAUCUCAGUGAGGGAUGAGCCAGAAGUCAUUACCAGGAGGCCAACCGAAGAAAUCACGGAGUCCUCUGACCCUGCAGUGGUGUGCAUGAUGGAGAAGGCCACUGGCAACUGCUACGCCAGCUUCCCCAAAUGGUACUACGACCACCAGGCCGGAGAGUGCAAAGAGUUCACGUACGGCGGAUGUGGCGGCAACAGCAACAACUUCCAGUCGGAGGAGCAGUGCAACAGGUUCUGUACCGCCUCAGACGUGUGCACCCAGCCUAAGGAGAUCGGCCGCUGCAGGGCUGCCAUGCCUCGCUUCUUCUACGACUCACAGACUCGCUCAUGCCGAGACUUCAUCUACGGCGGGUGUGGGGGAAACCUCAACAACUUCAACUCGAUGGAGGGCUGCCAGAGGAAGUGCGCGUCCUACAUCCAGGGACGAGGCAACACGGGAGGCGCGAACGUGCGUGUGGUGGGCGGGGACACAGACACUGACGAAAACGUGUGUGAGCUCCGGCCGGAGAAGGGUAACUGCCGCGGCUACAACAUUGUAUGGUACUACAGCUCAGCCCGCAAUCGUUGCGCCCGAUUUGUGUACACCGGUUGCGAGGGCAACGGUAAUCGUUUCGAUAACGAGGCCGACUGCGAGGUCCGUUGUCUUCGAACCCAAACGGCCCGGCCCCGACAGCGACUUACCCAACGACCCCGGCCACCCCCAACCACAACUACUGAGUCGAACAUUAUCCCUGAGUCCAGAGUUACUGAAGGAGUUUGCCAGCAGACGAAAGACGGCGGAAACUGCGCGGAUUACGUCAUCAAAUGGUACUAUGACUCUCAGAGGAAGUACUGUCUUCGCUUCUACUACGGCGGCUGUGGAGGAAACGAGAACCGAUUCGACACCGAGGAAGAGUGCGAAAGUCGUUGCGUCAACACAGGUACACACUGGCUUACGACAGGAGGUACCAGGUCUUCCAGAACUGGACAUUAGCCUUGAGGUCAGUCAGCUAUGACAUGGCUGGCUACUACGCCUGUAGGUCCACCUAUGGCUUCAACCAGUUCCCCGUCGUUGAGAAAUUCAAAGUGGAAGUGAAUGAGCCCAUGAACAUCCUCCCCGGACCCGCCUUGGUCUCCGUCCGGCCCGGAGAGAGCGCCUACUUCCACUGCCAGGCCUCAGGUUCCCCGACACCUCGUCUGUCCUGGCAGCGGGAAGGCCGGGUCCUCAACUCGAGAGGCCGCAUGCAGGUCUUCGGCAACGGCACGCUCAUCAUCGACGAUGUGGAGCCCAGAGACACGGGAAUGUACGAGUGCUUCGCCGAGAACGGAAUUGUGUCGCCCGUCAGGCGUAAGAUUGAACUGACGCUUCGAGAGUCGAUACAGGCAGACAUCCAGCAACACCAGGGAUCCUUCAUGGAAGGCUCGGCCAUCCGCCUCUUCUGUCAAGGCAACGGCUACCCGCAGCCGCAGGUCGAGUGGGUCAAGGAAGGCUCCGUGAUGACCUCUGGCGGCAAAGUCUCGGUCAGGGGCGGAGAACUGGUGAUUCAGUCGGCCUCCAUCGAAGACGCCGGCGUGUACAAGUGUGUGGUCACCAACGGGCGCAGCCAGGACGAGGAUGUGACCACUGUGCACAUCAAAUUCCACACUCCUCAGGCCCAGUGUACAGACACCAUGAGAGCCACCAAGUGCAGGCUUAUCGUGGCAGGCAGGCUGUGCGGCUUCCGGAUGUUUGCCACCAAAUGUUGCCGAUCAUGCCGGAGAGCUGGACAUUUGUGAUUUUUAGAUAGGACUCCCGCUAUAUAAAUUCGCAUGUAUUAUUUCCGCCUUAUGCAAUAGCUAGAGAGCAGUCAUGUUAUCUACUCAAACGAUGUUCGUUCGUUCACACGUGUUUUUAUUCUGUGUAGUUCUUUUUUAUGAACUUUUCUUUAAUUGUGCAAGAAGCAAUAUUUUAGCGUUUAAGAAGCAUGCACCUUGAUCUUCGUAAUAGGCAAAUGGUAUAUGAUAAGUAGAUUUCGUAACUAGAUCGUGUUUCUGGUGGCCGUUUUAUGUGGGUUGUCUUAAUUGCAGUUUGGUACUGCAAGAUUUGUAGAUAGUGCCUUAUAGAAUAAUGUAGUAAUAAAGACGCCUCAUAAUUAACCGCAUGGUAAGGAUCCGUUUCGUCUUUUUUGUGAUGAUCACAACCAGCAUCAGGCUGGUCGUCCAUAGCUCACAAUCUAAGGAGUGAGUGGUCUUUACGAAAAGGUCACGUGACACCCAACUGCUUUGCAAAUCCACCUACAACAUACUACGAUUUUCAUAUAUUAUUUUGUACAUACACGCGCUAACAGCGACGUUCACCCUGUUAGUUGAUGUAUUACUGGGGAAGAGCCUGGAUAAUACAUUCACUUCUUGUUGUCGCAUUCAGAUUAAGACAUUUUCUCAGAAUGCUCUUCUUCGAAGCACAUGUAUAUGUGUUUCGAGCAAGCUUCUCUUUUGUACUGGCUGUAAUAACUGCUGACUAUUGCUUCCCAUUCACCAUUAUACGAUAAUAAUAUUAUUCUGUUCUCAGUAUCUGAAAGUGAUGUGUAAGUGUGCGUGGUUUGUUGUUACGCGUGUAGUGUGUUGUUAUGUGCGUAGUGUGUUGUUGCGUACGUGGUGUGUUAUUGCAUGGGUCGUGGAAAGUGCUGAAAGUGGGAUCAUUCUCGGAAUUAUUACAAGUGUGCUCAAUUAUAUAAACUCAACACAAUUUUGAAAAUGCCCCAUUCAGGGAAGAAAGUUGAAUUGGUGCUACCGUAGCUCUUUAGCGACACAGAAUGCUCUUUUGUUUCUCAAAUGUUUAUUUAGGCUAAACAGUGCCAGUCUCUGAACGUCUGUCUGUCAUUUACACUGGUAGUUUCUUUUUGAAACCCGCUACAACCUUGUGUUUAUUCCUGAAAGUUUUAGUACGCAAAUCACAUAUAUACUUUGAUAUAUGCUGAUGUAUGAGGUAAGGAUUGGGAUUGGGAUUGGGAUUGGGGGGGAGAGGAAGGCAAUAGGAAGACAUAGCUAUGGAUUUAAUGACAAGUUUCCAUGCACUUUUCGAUUCCGCACACAAGAGAAAGGUAUUGGAGGCCACUCUUUCCAGCAUCAGGCCAGCCUACGUGGUCUAUCAUUUUUUUAAAGAAAGUUCGUUGUUGUGCAUGGUGGGCGUAAGGUCUGUGUUAAACCUUUCAAAGUAUUUGGAUACAUGUUGAGAGUAAUUGGCACACAGUUAGGUGCUGUUUUAUUAUCUCAUGAUUUGAUUUACACAACUGAGCAGUUGCUAUAAUCAUGUUGAUCUUAUUUUUCUAUAACGUAAUGGUCUACUUUUUUGGGGGGGUCCCUAAUUCAAAAGAAGUAGCAAAAGUGACAAGGUGGAAAAAUGAAUAAAUGUGAACGAAUUUUUGUACCAGUGACUUAGUGCUUCCCUUGAGCUCGUAAUUAUAAUUUUCUUUUACAUUUUAUUUAUUCUUUUUUUUUUUGUUGGUUGGGUUUUAUUCUUUUCGUUUUGGUGUUAAUUUAUAUAUACCAUCACAUUUUUUUCAUGGGAUUCUGCUCUUUAAGAUCAGAGCUGUCUCUAAAAUUACAUUAUGUUACUUUAAAUCAUGCUGACAGGAGGGCGCGGCUGUUCCUAGCUUCUACGUGUUCAAUUUUCACUUUAAUUUAUUUCGUGAUCACAUUACGAUAGAUUGUGAAUGUAAUGUGUCUAUAUCCAUAUAGUUUUUAUGUUGUCUGCUUCAAACUGAGAAUCCUCUUACUCGAUUUUUCGCUUCCUUUUUUUUUUCUUCUAAAUUUUAGGUGCUGUUGGGUUUUUUUUGUAACUGUAUAUAUGAGUGUUUGAAACUGUUAAUGUUGUUGAGAGUUUGAGUGAUGUAUUCCGUUACCUGUAUGAACAGUUUUAUGCUUGAAGUUCUGAUCUGUGUAACGGAAGAGGAACUCCCCUGCUUGCUAUGUGAGUGUACGUAGUACACGAUGAGGGCAAGCUUAGUCCAGAAAACGAAAGUAACGGUGUUUAUCCAAUUUCAUAAACAUUUAUACCAGCUUAUUCGUUGUAAGUAUCCUACAGAAACGUUUUACCGCAGAGGAAUCAUCAGUUCAGACCGGCAAAUAAAAAUAUAAAGCCGUCAACUGGAUGCGUUUUUAAUUCAAAGAAAUCAAUCACUUGUGUUGCUCUUGAGGUAAAAAUGAAGUAAAGAUUAAACGAUUAUUCUAUCGUGGUUUGUGUGUUUGUGUGUUUGAGUAAAGAGAAGAACAUCGACCCAACAAUGGUCAUUUAAAGCUGGGAAAAGUAAGACAAAAAGAAACAACAGAGGGAAAGUAAAGAAGUGGGACCUACCAGUGGCACCCUCCAACCACCCUCAUUCUGUCGUGAUUUGUCUGCAAUAUUUUUUUAACAUUGUAAUAGAAACAACAGGUAGGCUUUCAUGACAGCACAAUAAUGAUAUUUUCAAGAAUGCUUUACAUACGAGUGUGAACAGACUUGAUAAUAAUUAUUCAGUAACAGCCAAUGGUUAACUUUCAGAUAAUCGUAUGAUCAGAAUUCGAUGUCUAAUUUAAUUUUAACUCUGUGGUUAAUCCAGCGUCAGGCUGACGUUUGCUUUGACUUGAUGCUAUGUGCGUGAAUGGGUUAAUGUAAACGUGUUAUCAUCCACCUCAUAUACCAUUUCUUGUAACUUAAAUUCUCAUUUCUCAAAAUUCAGACUCUUGAGCAUUUAUUAAUAAGCCUUAUCUCUUUAAUGGAAUAUAAAUAACCUAAGACUC
Aplysia californica (California sea hare) is the source of this 9087-nucleotide messenger RNA. RefSeq names its product papilin. Gene Ontology annotation, cellular component: extracellular region. Gene Ontology annotation, molecular function: serine-type endopeptidase inhibitor activity. Gene Ontology annotation, biological process: extracellular matrix organization. Lineage: Eukaryota; Metazoa; Mollusca; Gastropoda; Aplysiida; Aplysiidae. The record is from RefSeq and is a predicted model, not a curated record.